Trichobilharzia regenti is the source of this 5792-nucleotide messenger RNA. The record is from the annotation of a GenBank genome assembly. Lineage: Eukaryota; Metazoa; Platyhelminthes; Trematoda; Strigeidida; Schistosomatidae.
AUGACGGUGCCGGAUUCUGCGUUUUCUUCAAAUUUUCAACACAAGCUGCUUACUGUUUACACAGAUUCUGCACCAAAUUCCUUGUCAGAUUUGAAUUGGCAUAAUUUACCAAAUGCUGUUGUUGAUUUCGAACAUGAAGGCGCAAGUAACUGGACUUCUAGUUCUGAAACUGUUGGCAAUUCAUUUGUUACCUUUGAAGUUUCUGAGACUGAAACUUGCGCGAGCAACUUAUCUGAUGAUUUUCAUAUGCUUACAGAAUAUCCGUUACAGAAUGAAGUUUACAUACCAAUAAGUUUUCCCAAUUCGUCUACUUCUUACACAGACCAAAAUAAUAUCAAUAGCUAUGGAGAUUGUGUACCACAAACUUUAGUGUGGCCAUCUGAAGAGGCUAUACACGUUUCAGGUAGUAUUAUGCCCGAAGUAAUUAACGAGUCAAAUUUCCUACCGAAUCUUCAUAUAGAUUUUGAAGAAGGUAGUACCUUCGAAAAGGAUGCAUAUAUUCCUGUUCCAGCUUGCUCGGAUGUCCCUAAAACUCCGCAGCUUGCCUAUAGACCGGAGCACGAAAAUUCUACUGUAUCUAAUGUACAGCCAUCAUUUGAGUAUCCACAGGAAGUGCUUGUAGACAAUGUGGCUCAGAGCUUUGCAUCGCAACUGGAAGUAAACCCAGAUUUAACACGUACAAAUGAUUGUAACGGGGAACCCAAGAAUGGCAUGUUGACCUGGCACGAUUCGUCCACUGAAAACUAUCCAGAUUUUUAUGUGGACUCAUCUGUAUGUAUUCAUACUGUACAGGCGUAUGAUACUAAUGGACAAAGUUAUACUGGUGGAUACAGCGUUUGUCCGGCUCAGAUAGAUUCUUAUGAAAUAGUCGGUCAGACUACCGAGUGCUCAAACUACGAUUUUGUUCCAAUAAAUCCUCACGGUUAUAGUUGCUACAACCCUUCUGAAGCAACUUAUUACAAGUCCUUCCCUGAAGGGUUAAGUAAUGCUGUAGUUUAUUCAGAAUGCCCACCUAUUUUAGAAAAUCAGAACCCUGAGUGUUAUGGAGAUGCUACUAUAUUCGUCUCGAACUUUCCGAACUCGCUAAUUGCGCAAGAUAACACACAGGUUGCUGCCUAUUUAAUACCCGAAAAUGCUCAUGAUUCAUGUUUGAAGCAAGCUGAUGUUUACUCAGCUCCUGUCGUACAUGUUCCUUUUUCUACGAAUUAUGAAAUCAAAGAUGUGGGUAGUUUUCGUUGUACAGACUCUAUGCAAUGUACCCAAGCACUUGAUUUGCCUCUAGCAAGUAUUAUAACUGACGGAGAGCAGCAGUUACACACUGUUUCUGAUGUGUAUUCACCAACUGUGGUAUACGCGUGUAAUAAUACGGGCCAUGAAGCACUGCCUCAUGAUGCAGAAUAUCAAAAUGCUGAAAAUGUAUCCAAUAACUGCAUACCUGUGGAUACGCCUGUCAUUCAGCCAAAAGAUAACAAAAUAUCCGAAAAGUUAAAAUGGAAUUGUAGCCACUGUCCAUUAGCUUUCCAGCGUCAAAGCCAUUUGGUAGAACACUUGCGUACUCACACUGGUGAACGUCCCUUCAAAUGUGUACUCUGUGGACGUAAAUUUACUCAAGCUUCAAACCUUCGUCGACAUCUUUCAAGUCACAAGGCUUGGCCUCCAGCAUCUUCGUGUACAGUUUCUCUCAUAUCCAAAACAUCUCACAAUUCACAGGUGACUAACAAUCCGUCUGCGCCACGCGCACUACCUCAUAAAGUAUGGAUUUGUCGAUUUUGUGACCAGCGAUUCGAUUCAUACCUGCAACUUCGUGUGCACAUGGUACAUCAUAAAGAUAAACAGGUAUACUCGUGUGUAUUUAAUGGAUGCGAAUCAUCCUUUGCAUCACCAAAUAAUUUGUUAAAUCAUUUAGUAGAAAAACAUCAAUUCUACAAAGAAGACGGACUUUCAUGUGAAACUUGCGGUCAAAAAUACUCAGACUUUGGACAUCUUGUUCGACAUUUGUUACCUCGACGCAAUGGAUCAAACUCUGGUUGUCCUACACUCUCUUUUCAUCCAAAACGGAAAAAGCGGAAAUUGCGACUAACUCAACCUAAAUCUACUUGGCAAUAUACAACUACUCAUUCACAAAAUGAAGAGCUGACCUCGAAACUAUCAACUGAAUGUUCGCGUAGUGUUAAUGUUAUGGACUCAAAAUUCAAUCUGUUGCCUUUACAAGCUCUUAAAACGAGUGACUCGAGCUUUGGAUACAAGUGUCCAUUUUGUAUCAUAAUUUGCCAAAGUCUUAAACAUUUACGAGUCCAUUUAUCUCGAAAACAUUCUAGCCUGUUCAAUGUAACAACAGACUCAAAGUCUUCAUUGUCAAAAAGCACAAAUGAUGAAAUCUGCAGUAGUAGUAGUCAGAUCUCUUCUUUUUCUUCUUCAUCAACAUCAUCAUCGCAUAAUGUAGAUCAAUCCAAUUCUAAUUCAUCUGUGUCCAGUUCACGUGAAACAGCUUUAUUCCUGCUUCAGUUAGAAAAAUGUCUAUUAUCUAAAGACGACCAACAAACAUUUAGUAAAAAUAGACCGCCAAAAGUUUUUGUCUGUAAAUUCUGUGGUAAACACUUUCAAAAACCGAAAUUUUUUAAUGAUCAUGAAUUGAUGUGUCAACAGUCAAUUGAAGAACGAGCCCGUCGAAAUCGUUUGAGAGCGAAUAAACGUGAAAAGUUUAUUGUUACACAAGAAACAGUUGUUGUCAAUACUAAUAAUCCAUCCAAUACAGAAGCUGUAUCAUCAAAUAACGAGUUAAUCUCUUCCGAUCAGUCAGAUGCUUCUUUGAGACGUUCCACACGAAACAGAACAUUCCAGGCAUAUUGGAAACCGAAAUCAACUCGUCGAAAACCGAAAGUUCAAUUUGCAUUUAUUUAUUUUCACUUUUUCCGCUUGAAGGCAUCUAGUCUGAAUUCUCAGCUGCCACGUUUAAGUGUACAAGCAAGUUCAGCACUUCAAUUCGAUAUUUUACAUGAAUGUGCACAGACUCGAGCACGACGCUGUCAGCUGUGGUUACCACACUGUCCAAAUGGUCCAGUUGAAACACCGGUUUUUAUGCCAGUUGGUACUCAAGGUUCUAUGAAAGGCAUAACAGUGGAACAAUUGCAAAAACUUGACUGUCGCAUUCUACUUGGAAAUACAUACCACUUAGGUCAUCGGCCAGGACCAGAAAUCCUCAGGAAGGCUGGUGGACUGCAUAAAUUUAUGUCUUGGCCGCGUGCUAUUCUCACUGACUCGGGAGGUUUCCAAAUGGUCUCUUUAAAUAGCCUGUCUAAAGUCACUGAAGAUGGAGUUCUGUUCACCUCACCGCAUAAUGGGACUGAAAUGCUUCUAACUCCAGAGGAAUCUGUUGGAAAUCUUCAAAAUGCGCUGGGCUCAGAUAUUGUCAUGCAGUUGGAUCAUGUUGUACACGUGUUAACUGAUAAGGAGACAAUGAAGGAGGCAAUGGAGAGAUCGAUACGUUGGUUAGACAGAUGUAUUGAUGCUCAUCAAAAUCAACAAGAUAAGCAAAAUCUGUUUGCGAUCACUCAAGGUGGUUUAGAUCCAUCAAUGAGGAUUUACUGUAUCAAUGAAAUGUUGAAGCGUAAAGAUAAGAUAGCUGGAUACGCUAUUGGUGGUCUUAGUGGUGGUGAGGCAAAAGAUGAUUUCUGGCGUAUUGUCAAACUUUCCACAGAACACUUACCUCGAGAUCGUCCACGUUAUGUAAUGGGAGUGGGAUUCCCCGUUGACCUAGUUGUUUGUAUAGCAUUGGGUUGUGAUAUGUUUGAUUGUGUUUAUCCUACGCGAACUGGUCGAUUCGGUAAUGCACUGGUACCCUGGGGCCAACUGAAUCUUCGUCAUGCUGUAUACGCUUCAGAUUUUCGUCCUAUCGAUGAAAAUUGUCCUUGUCCAACAUGUACACGUCCGCUGUCUCGAGCAUGGAUACACUCAGCCUUAUCAGGUCGACAAGUCAAUGCUUCAGCUGUUGUCAGCUUGCAUAAUUUAGCUUAUAUGCUUGGUUUGAUGAAAAAGUGCAGAGAAGCUAUAAGUGAAAACACUUUUCCACAAUUUGUUCGUUCAUUUUUUGAACGUCGGUGUUAUAUGGCCAGAGGAGAUCAAAAUCCAAGUGAAUAUGAAGGUUGUCGUCCACCGUCCUGGGCAUGUGAUGCUCUUCAAAGUGUUAACAUAGAUAUAUCAGAUAUCGGGCAGAGUAUGAAUGGCUUUCAUAAUUCACUUAAUAGUGAUAAUGAAGAAUUAAAAUCCAAACGAUCUCGGAACAGUUCUGUAAAUUGUGAAGUAGAUUGAGACUGUUAUUUGUAAAUAUAAAUAUUUUUUUAUGAAUACUGAUCUCUCUUACUAUACGCUUUAACAAAUCGGUUUGUUUGGUGAAUGCUAACGUUGUUAAGUUUUGAAGGGUUGGUCUCUUGGUUUCAUUGUGAAUGUAGUCAGGGAUCAUAGUUCAGAGAUUGUCAGACUACCAGUAGUUAUGCAUAGUAUCACUGAAAUACUCGGUCAACAGUUUAAAUAUGUUACAAAAAUAAAUAAACUGAAGUUUACAAACUAUUGAAUCCAUAUUCCAGUGGCGAAAUGAAUGACGUUCGGCUGGGAACCUUGCAUUUCAUCCUGUGUUGUAUUACUACCGAAAAUAAUCGUAAACUGAGGGGCCAUUCCUUGUAUUGAUUGUUCCCAUAGGUUCCGAGUGAAACAUGUAGUUUUAGCCAUUUCACUCUGCUCUCCUGUAUCUUUUUAUUUGGUUGCAUAAUUGUCCGUAAGCACCUUCAUUUCCUACUUACACACCCUUAAAUGCUCAAGUCGAAGGUCUUGUGCGCGAUGUCACUUAGCAGUCUCCUCAGAAAGCAUCCAUCUCCAUUUUCCUCGGAAUAUUUGUUGAUUGCGCAAUAGGUUCUUAGUUGGUUUGUUCCCAGCCAGUUUCUUGUUGCUAAUUCUUUUUAGCCAGCCAUCUAGUCUUCACUGUGGAAUCGAAGAAGCAAGGUGUUGUUGAUAAAAGUGUGUAAUCUGUUGGCAAUGUGCGAUGUGCCAAGUCAUUUGACCCCUAUAGAAGAAAUGACUUGACUGUAGUGUGUUAAAAAUCCGAAUUUUGUUGUUUAUGCUGGGGAGUGCAGAAGAUUUCCAAACUGAUUUCAGAGUGAUGAAGGUCGUCUACCUUGCUGGCUUUAACAUUUUCAUCCGUUCUGUCUAUAGCUGAGACGAUGCUUUCUAGCCGGAUAAGUUAAGGAAGUGACCUCUUUCAAAUUUCUCCAGUUAGUGAUGAUGAUGAUUGUUGUUUUGGGAUGGUUAUCUUCUUCACCUCCGUCUUCUCUAUGUUCACCUGAAGUUCUGUCUGAGAUUUUAUCGAAUUUUUAUUCAAGUUUGUGUUUCAAAACAUAAACUGUCCGUGAAGUUCAGAUCUUCUGGGGACCUUUGGUCGGUCCAGUGUGUAUUCCCGUCUUCUCACUCAAAAAUCUACUGUAUGACCCAGUGAACCACGAUCAGGAAGACCGUCGGCAAUAGAAAGUAACCUUGUCUCAUUCCUGUAUUUAGAUGGGUGGGUUAUCCGUUGUUGAUUACUUGAGAUCAUCAUAUAACUGUUGAAUGUGCUUUUUAAACAUUUGCGUUAAUACACUCCGUAGUGUUGAAAAACCUACCAAAUUACUUCACGGUCGACGCCAACGGAAUGUCUUCUCAAGGUUGAUUCUAUGCCCUGUUCGAUGAUGAUGCAAAGCGUCGAAAUUUAGUCCGCAUGUGAUUUGCUUUCCCUGAAUCCACCUCUUUUUCUGGUGACUGUUUGC